AUGACUACAUUAGAGCCUGGAAACCACAAAGCUGCUAUGCAGCGGGCAUUGAGCUUGGCACAUAAUUCUCCCCCUAAACCCACCAACUUUCGCGUGGGUGCCUUGAUUGUGCGCCUUAACGACAACACCAUUAUUGCCGAAGGAUACACUCUGGAACUUCCUGGAAAUACGCAUGCGGAAGAGACAUGUCUGAUGAAACUUGCUGAACAGCAUGGAACCACUGAAGAGAACCUCUCAGAUGUAUUCAACACCCCUCAUGCUCUUUACACUACCGUAGAGCCAUGCUUUAAGCGGCUGAGCGGCAAGCUACCUUGCGUCGAGAGAGUGUUACGCCAAAAGUCAUGGAUCACCCAAGUUUAUGUCGGCGUUCAAGAACCCGAGACUUUUGUGGGAGAGAACACGGGUCGCAAGACGCUAGAGGAUGCUGGGAUUGAGAUCCAUCAUGUGUCGGGAUUGGAAGAUGACAUACUAAAAGUAGCAACUGCAGGACAUGAUAAGGAUUAA
Messenger RNA from Fusarium coffeatum, 504 nucleotides. RefSeq lists its product as uncharacterized. Bases 1 to 504 code for a protein of 167 amino acids. The record is from RefSeq and is a predicted model, not a curated record. The transcript has a single exon. Lineage: Eukaryota; Fungi; Ascomycota; Sordariomycetes; Hypocreales; Nectriaceae. Gene Ontology annotation, molecular function: catalytic activity.